Molecule: messenger RNA, 882 nt
Organism: Paramecium sonneborni
Lineage: Eukaryota; Ciliophora; Oligohymenophorea; Peniculida; Parameciidae
Source: the annotation of a GenBank genome assembly
AUGAAAGAAGGAAAUUAAUAAUAAGAUUAAAGUGAAGUAAAAGUUGCAGUAUAAUUGUUACAAUAAGAAUAAUGCUAAAAUUUUAGUAACCUCGGGAAUGAAUAUUAAAAGCACGUCUCAAAUAUCUAAACACUAAAGAAUGAUUUGUAAGGAGAAAUUAAAGAUAAAAUAAUUAUUUAUUAACAAAUGAAUAAAUCGAAAAUUUCUGAUUAUUUCAUGCAAUUAUAAGGGUAACGAAAUUUGAAAUUCAAAGCUGUUGAAUAAUUUUAUAAGGGUUUCAUGCAAUAUGAAUAAAUUUAUCGUUAAAAUGUAAAAUGUAUUUUUGAAAUAGGACAAUAAUAGGUGAAGGAUAUGUAAAAUGAGGAAUAGAGAAAGUAUUGUAAUUAAUUAAUUAAACUUAGAUUAAUUUAAAUAACUAAUAAAACAUUAGUAAUAGUUUGGAUUAUUAACAGCAUAUAUUCUAAAAGAAAUAUAAGAAUUCGAAUAUAACAGAAUAGAAUUCCUUCAGAAACUAGUCUCGUAAUUAACAAUAGAGUUAGGAAAGUGUUUUCAAUUUGCAAAUUAAAAAAUAAUUGUGCAAAUAUUGGAAUAAGCUAAAGAGGCUUUUAAUAUAAAUUAAUUGUUGACAUCAGAAUAACUUGUUUAAUUAAGAAAUACGCAGAAAUUCCAUUACAAGAAUGAAAUUUCUACAGAAAAAUAUUUAAGAUUUGCUUCUAGUUCAAGUAAAUGUAAUCCUAAUAAUAGUGUCUUCUCCUGAAAAUCUAUUAUAAUAAUCGCAUUUGAUUUUGAAGAAGUUCAAUAUUCAACGAGAUGUUGUUUGGGAAAGAUCAAUACGUUUUGGCAAAGAUUUUUUUAUCAACUACUUUUAUAAUAAUAGUUGAU